CAAGCCUCGGCUCAAGCGCCUUUCCCUUCGCUCCUUCGCCUCUCGCAACUAGCAGCGUUUGCAAAGAUGCGUGAGCUCGUGCAUGUGCAGGGUGGACAGUGCGGCAACCAGAUCGGCGCCAAGUUCUGGGAAGUGAUCGCGGAUGAGCACGGCAUCGAUCCCACAGGCACCUACCACGGCGAUUCGGACUUGCAGCUGGAGCGGAUCAAUGUGUACUUCAACGAGGCGACUGGUGGCCGCUACGUUCCCCGCGCCGUGCUGAUGGAUCUGGAACCUGGAACCAUGGAUAGCGUGCGCGCCGGGCCCUUCGGUCAGCUCUUCCGUCCUGACAACUUUGUCUUCGGACAAACGGGGGCCGGCAACAAUUGGGCCAAGGGCCAUUAUACGGAAGGAGCUGAGCUCAUCGAUUCGGUGCUGGACGUGGUAAGAAAGGAGGCAGAGGGCUGUGACUGCCUGCAGGGCUUCCAGCUUUGCCACUCUCUUGGAGGAGGCACCGGCGCCGGCAUGGGCACCUUGUUGAUCUCGAAGGUGCGUGAGGAAUACCCGGAUAGAAUUAUGGAGACAUUCUCGGUGAUUCCUUCUCCAAAGGUGUCCGACACAGUCGUGGAGCCAUACAACGCCGUUUUGAGCUUCCAUCAGCUGGUGGAGAAUUCGGACGAGUCCUUCCUGCUGGACAAUGAGGCAUUGUAUGACAUCUGCUUCCGCACGCUGAAGCUGACGACACCAACCUACGGUGACCUUAAUCACCUUGUGUCGGCCGCCAUGAGCGGGGUGACCUGUUGUCUGCGCUUCCCAGGACAGCUGAAUUGCGACCUGCGCAAGAUCGCGGUGAACCUUGUACCGUUCCCUCGCUUGCACUUCUUCAUGACGGGCUUUGCCCCCUUGACCUCCCGCGGGUCGCAACAGUACCGUGCAUUGACCGUGCCAGAGUUGACGCAGCAAAUGUUCGACGCCAAGAACAUGAUGUGCGCGGCAGAUCCUCGCCACGGGCGCUACUUGACCGCCGCGGCCCUCUUUCGCGGGCGCAUGUCGACAAAAGAAGUGGAUGAACAGAUGCUCAACGUCCAAAACAAGAAUUCAUCCUAUUUUGUCGAAUGGAUCCCGAACAACAUCAAGGCAUCGGUUUGCGACAUCCCGCCAAAGGGCUUGAAGAUGGCAGUCGCCUUUGCUGGCAACUCCACGGCCAUUCAGGAGAUGUUCAAGAGAGUGGCAGAGUACUUCACUGCCAUGUUCCGCCGCAAGGCUUUCCUGCACUGGUACACUGGAGAGGGCAUGGAUGAGAUGGAAUUCACGGAGGCCGAGUCCAACAUGAACGACCUGGUUUCUGAGUACCAGCAGUAUCAGGAUGCCACCGCGGAGGAGGAAGGUGAGUUCGAUGAAGAGGAGGGCGAAUAUGAUGGCUGAGUUUCACUUGCAUGCGAUUGAGUUCAGCUGAUGCCGUGUUGAAUCAAACAUGGCAGCUCGACUGGACGCUUGGUGCGCUUUCAAGAAACACUUCUUGAAGGUGGACACCCGGCAACUGAAAGUCGCUGCAACGCGAUAAAGGCUGGCAGCUGAUUUGGCGCAGACUUGACCUCCUUUUGAAGGUGGCACA
Messenger RNA from Effrenium voratum, 1594 nucleotides. The record is from the annotation of a GenBank genome assembly. NCBI's taxonomy places the organism in Eukaryota, Dinophyceae, Suessiales, Symbiodiniaceae.